AUGAAUGAAAGAGAUAUCCUUAUUGAUGUAUUUUUUAUAAUUUAUUUUUUAAGGUGAAUGCUCCAUCUCAUAACCCUUUAAUCCAUAAAAUUGCCAAAAAUACUGAAUAUACAGUAAAAAAAGCCAUGAUAAGUGCAAAUGCAGUAGUUGAAGGAGGUAAUAAGAAUCCUUCUUUGCCUGAUGAAAUUCUUACUAUUUAAGAAAAUUAAAUGAGAUUUUUAAUAAUGCUGGCAACUCUAUAGUUUUUUACUUUAUUANUUUUCAAUAUUCAUUUAUUUAGAUAAUUAAUAAAAUAAAUGAUAAAAGAAAAUGAUAGAUAUAACGAAGAUAGCAAAUAAUCUAUUUAAAAUUAUAAAGAUUCCACCGAAUAUGAAAUGAUUAUAAUAGAGUAAUAAAAUUAGAUUGAAAUACUUAAUGAUAAGUUAUUUGAAAAUAGUCUUGCAAAUUUAGAACUAAAAUAGAAAAUUAACAAACUUGAAAUGCUAGAGCAAGAACAAGAAGGCAAAAUCAAAUAAUUAAAUACUAAAAUCUAAAAUGAUUGAACUAUUUAGAGAAUUAAUAAAUGAAGCUUAAAAUAAUAAAAGAAAUAUAUAUUUAAAAGAAAUAAAUAGAAUUAAAAAAUCGACAUAUCAAAUACUUCAAAAAUUUGUAAAACAUCAAAUCUAUGAUGAAAAUGAUGAAAACCAUAAUAAUUAUGAGUCAAAUAUUGAAAAUAUUAUUGAAGAGUUUAUUCUUUCAUAAAAAUGCUAAAUUAAUUAAAUAAGUAAAUAAAUUGAGUAAAUUUUAAAACAAUAAAAUAUUGUGAUUUAAAACAAUGAGUAUAAUACAUUGGAAUAAUAUUUAAAAGAUGUGGUGAUCUAAAUAAAACAUAAAUAUGAAUGUGAUUUAGAGUAAAUUUUAAUUGUAAAUUAGUAUAAAUAAAUCUAGUUACUAUCAAACUAAUAUAUAUAAAGAAGAAUUAAAACGUUUAUAAUUAGCAUUCAAUUUAUUUAUAAAUGAUUCUGUUUUAAUGAUAAACAAUUAAUUAAAUUAAAAGCAUUCAUUUUGUAAAUUACAAAAAUCAAUAAGUAUAUUUUAUAGAAUAUUGAGGAUAAUAAAAAUUAUUAUACAGAAAUUAAAACUAUGUUGA
Messenger RNA from Paramecium primaurelia, 1129 nucleotides. NCBI's taxonomy places the organism in Eukaryota, Ciliophora, Oligohymenophorea, Peniculida, Parameciidae. The record is from the annotation of a GenBank genome assembly.